GCUGGUUCUUUGGCUCUAGCGAGACACCAUAGUUCCAAGCACUGUAUGUUUUCCUUUUUAAUUAGCUGCUAGCUUGUUAAGUGAUUCCAAGUAGCUUCAUAAUCUUUGACUGGACUUAUUUUUAGCUAGCGAUUAAAGAGUCGUUGGAGGGUAUUCACUCUAUUCCUGCACAUAGAAAGGGUGUAAAUCCACAGACCAGACCAGAGGCUGUCUAGCUAGGUCAGGAUUAGCCGCUCCUCGAGACUGCUGGCUGCUCAGUUCUUGAAAGGGAUCUCUUCUACUACAGACGUUGGGCGGCAUUAGCAAGUUAGCUCGCUAACUAGAAAACGCACUGCACAUAACGUAUAGUUUUUCACAACAUGUCAUAUCGGAGGACAAUUAAAAUAGUGUGUGGGUUCGCUGGCGGAUCAGCGGUGCUGGUUGUUGCGGCUGCUGCAGCUGAAUACCAGGGCUGUUUCGGCCACACGCGAGCCGCUCGGUGGAGCCUGUUCAAUGUUUUGCAAGCUGCACAGCCAGCGGGGAACCGCACUGUUGAAUCUACUGGAAAUGCCUGGGACUUCAACUGGGAUAAGCGGGACCCGUCCGCACUGUUGACAAAUGGGAAGAAGAAGGAGGUCGUCAGUGAAGACCCCAGCUCAGAGCAGGACAAUGGGAAACCCAAAGCCACACGCAACAUCCUCCUCAUCAGACACUCCCAGUACAACUUGAGUGGCAAUGGAGACCAUGAGAGAAUCCUCACCCCUUUAGGUCGGGAGCAGGCUGAGUUUACUGGCCAGCGGUUGGCUGCCCUUGGGUUAAAGUAUGACAUCAUGGUCCACUCCACUAUGGCCAGGGCCACCGAGACUGCCAACAUUAUCAGCAAAUACCUCCCAGGGGUGGAGCUGGUGAGCUGUGAUUUGCUAAGAGAAGGAGCACCCAUUCAACCUGUGCCUCCUGUCACCCACUGGAAGCCUGACGCUGUGCAGUACCACGAGGACGGGGCCCGGAUCGAGGCUGCCUUCCGCCGCUACAUCCACCGCGCUGACCCCAAGCAGGAGGAGGACAGCUACGAGAUCAUCGUCUGUCAUGCCAAUGUCAUCCGCUAUUUUGUGUGCAGGGCCCUGCAGUUUCCUCCAGAAGGCUGGCUGAGGAUUGGGCUGAACAACGGCAGCAUCACCUGGCUCACCGUGCGCCCCAGCGGCAGGGUGGCACUGAGGACACUGGGAGACUCCGGGUUCAUGCCCCCGGACAAACUCACACGGACCUGACCACGUUCCACCUACAGUAUUCACUCGUUCUCUUUCUGAGAGGUUCAGAUGUCUGUCGCAGGGUGAACUGAAUGGCUCUUGAUUUCUGCUUAAGUGUCUUGAAAGUUAUUUUUGGUGUUAAUUUUGUAACUUCAAUGUGCAAUGAGAUAUUCUGUGGUGUUUUGUUGUGAUCAACUCCCCUGCCAUCGUUUGCCAACUAGGGGAAAGUGGGGUUAGUUGAGCCACCUCUUGUUUCUAGGAAACCAUGCACAAAACUAAUAAUGUGACCAAAUAUUUAGGAAGAGGCAAUCAUUUCAUGGAGUCUGGGAAGGAAGAAACCAUAUGGUAAGCAAGUUAGGGCCCAAAAACAGAUUUUCACAAAGUUAAAUGAAUUUGUUAUAAGUUCCAUGAUAAUUUAGCAGGUGCUUAUAUUUGUCCUAUUUCAUACAUUUACAAAUGUAUAUUAAUACAUGUGAUUUGGAAAUGUGUCUUUUUUUUGUACAUUACACCUCCCCCUGAGACACACUCAAAGAGUGGGGUCACAGCCAGGGUCUGCCAUGAUCAACGAGGACCGUGGAGCAAUUAGGGUUAAGUGCCUUGCUCAAGGGAACAUCAAGAUAUUUUUUUUUACGUUGUCGACUCUGGUAUUUGAUUUCAGUCACUGGCCCAACGCUCUAACUGCUAGGCCAUCUGAUGCUUGUAUCUAAACCUAUAUGUAGAUAGUUUUAAGAUUGUUUUGUACAGCAGUUGGGGUCUUUACAAGCUACAAUAUGAGGUCCUAAACUUAGCAUGAAAGUGCAUCCUUGUAACGGUUUGGGCUAAUAUAGUCAAAAUGUUUGCCUUGAGGUAACUUGAGCCAAUACCACCAUGACAAAUUAUGAUUGCAUUUUGUUCGUUUUAUACAUAAUAUGCAUAGUAUUUUUGCAAUGUGUCAUGCAUAUGAACUCAAGAUAGUGAAUUUGCAUUGAUAAGGAGCAGACAUUAUCAUGCCUGUGUAUUGAAUUGUAAAACAAGAAGGGAUCAAGCCACCCCUUGAGGUUCUUAACAGAGCAGUCAAGGAAGUGAGAGAAGGAGCAGCAGCAAGGAAUGAAAACAUACACUGAAGAGGUACAGUAACAAACAUGUACCUGUGUGAAAGCGAGUCUGUGGCAGAGUAGCAGAGGAACACAAGGUCUCAUCUGAUGACUUGGAGUCUGAGCUGUAUAAAGAGAGGAUGUGACAGAGUAGCAGAGGAACACAAGGUCUCAUCUGAUGACUUGGAGUCUGAGCUGUAUAAAGAGAGGAUGUGACAGUAGCAGAGGAACACAAGGUCUCAUCUGAUGACUUGGAGUCUGAGCUGUAUAAAGAGAGGAUGUGACAGAGUAGCAGAGGAACACAAGGUCUCAUCUGAUGACUUGGAGUCUGAGCAUGAUAAACAAAUCAAGAAUCUCGUGGACCAGUUUCAUGGGCUUAAUAGCCUCAAAUACAGAGAACUUGCCAAUGAAUCGGCAGAUUGAAACAUCCCUAUCCCAGAUAAACUGGUCAAGAGAUGGAAGGGUAAGUGAUAUUGAACAGCAAGAUCAUUAUCUGAAAGUAGGCAUACAUUUAAGACAUUCAAUAUACCACAACCCUCCUUCCAUUAAUUCAACUUUUACCCACCAGCACCACCACCCACUUACCCCAAGGCGGCUCAAUUUACCCCAUACCUGGGUUAGGUUGUGCCAAGAGUCCACCUUUUCUGGACAAGUUGUGUUUUCAAAAAUGUUGUGUUUAUUUCCAGGAAUACACAUCAUGAAAUAUAUGUAGAUAUCAUUGUUAGAAAGAAUAUUAUAUUUCCCUUGACAUAGUGAUGCUGAAUGUAAAAGUUGCUCAACAUACACCACUCUCCCCUACAGAGUGAAAGGGGAGUAUACAGAGUAUGUGGUGCCCUUUCUGUCUUGAUUGUGUAUAGUAUACAGAGUAUGUGGUGCCCUUUCUGUCUUGAUUGUGUAUAGUAUACAGAGUAUGUGGUGCCCUUUCUGUCUUGGUUGUGUAUUAAACUGAAGGGGAUUUUGUAUUGA
This is a messenger RNA of Oncorhynchus gorbuscha (pink salmon), 3265 nucleotides long. Its product is annotated as serine/threonine-protein phosphatase PGAM5, mitochondrial-like. Bases 360 to 1247 code for a protein of 295 amino acids. NCBI's taxonomy places the organism in Eukaryota, Metazoa, Chordata, Actinopteri, Salmoniformes, Salmonidae. Gene Ontology annotation, biological process: positive regulation of mitochondrial fission. Gene Ontology annotation, cellular component: mitochondrion. The record is from RefSeq and is a predicted model, not a curated record. The transcript has 6 exons.